UCACAUCGAUUUCGCUCUCCAGACCCUCGCCGCCGCGCGUUCCUUCCUCGUCAAACAGCAUAUCUGUCUGAAAUCGAAAGCUGAAAACGUGUUGACCAACCAAAUGGCCCUGAGGGCGCUUGUUUCUUUGAAGCGAGCGAGAGCCAGAGCCAGGGCAUAGGGAAGAGAUCCUCGACUUCACUGCCGAUCGGGGAAGGGGAACCCCCGGUCAGAGGCCGCCAAGCAUCUCCGAGAGCAAAGCCGACUCUGCUUCAGCUUUAAGCCCUUGAUUUUCUUAGCAACACACUCUCUCUCUCUCUCUCUGUGUUCCGAAGCUUGGCAUUCUAGAGAAGCACAUAUACCAUCAGCUAUUCUAAGGGCUGCUUCUUCGAAUAUGGAAAGGAAUUACCAUGUGUUCCUCAGUUUCAGAGGGACAGAUGUCCGCCACGGCUUCCUCAGUCAUCUCUACGCGGCUCUGGACCAGAAUGGAAUAUACACUUUUGUGGAUAGCGAGGAGCUUAGGAAAGGAGAGGAAAUAUCGCCGGCGCUCAUGAGGGCUAUUGAGGAAUCGCACGUUGCGAUCAUCGUUUUCUCUGAGGACUACGCUUCCUCAAGGUGGUGUUUGGAAGAGCUCUUGAAAAUCAUGGAGUGCAAGGAGCAAAACGGCCUGAAGGUAUUCCCAGUGUUUUACAAAGUGGAACCCAGAGAAGUGAGAGAGGGGAGAGAGAGUUAUAAUAGAGCUAUGGAUAACCAUGAGUACAAGUUCGGGAAGGAUUCAAAGAAAGUGAAGAGAUGGAAGAAGGCUCUCUUUGAAGCUGGUAGCUUGUCUGGGUGGGAGUUGAAUGACAUGCUUAUCAGAGAUGAAGCAGAACUCAUACGAUGCAUUGUGAAGGAAUUAUCGAUUCGUCUCAACCGAACGCCUUUACAUGUUUCUAAAUAUCCAGUCGGAAUAGAUUCCCAAGUUCAACAAAUUUUAUGGUUGUCAAAGAAAGAGUCAGAUGAUGAUGAUGUUCUGAUGAUAGGUCUAUGGGGACCUGGAGGCAUAGGGAAGACGACAGUUGCCAAGGCCCUAUAUAAUGCUAUGAUGGGACAAUUUUCAGGUUGUAGCUUUUUGGAGCAAGUUAGAGAAAAAUCAAACCGAAGCGAUGGUCUUGUUACUUUACAAAAGGAUCUUCUAUCUGAGAUGCUGGUUCAUCCUUUAACGGUCUACAGUGUUGCUAGAGGAAUUAGUUUGAUACGAGAAAAACUAUGUCGCAAGAAGGUUCUGCUGAUUCUUGAUGAUGUUGAUCAGAUGGAUCAACUCAAUGCGUUAGCUGGAGAAGGCGAUUGGUUUGGUAAAGGAAGUAGAAUCAUUGUCACAUCAAGAGAUAAACAUUUGCUAACUUCUCAUGGCAUAAAUUGUGUUUAUGAAGUGAAAAGUUUAGAAGACUACGAAGCACGAGACCUUUUUGGUCGACAUGCAUUUCCAAAUAGCAAAGAAGUUGAAAUAAGAGGGCAACUCAUAGACAGAGCACUACAUUAUGCUGACCGCCUUCCGUUAGCCUUAGAAGUGUUGGGCUCAUUCUUAUGUGGAAGGAAAGAGCCUGCAUGGGAGAGUACGUUGGAUAAACUCUCUAGAAUUCCUGAACCAACUAUCAAUCGAGUUCUCAAGAUAAGUGUCGAUGGAUUGGAGAACAACGAGAGGGAGAUUUUCCUCGAUAUUGCUUGUUUCUUUAAGGGGAAAAAAAUGGAGUACAUCAAGGAAGUUCUUGACAGCUGUGGUUUUCACACAGCCAUAGGAAUAGAUAUUCUCAUCGAAAGGUCCUUGAUAAAAAACAAGUAUGAGACCUUGCAAAUGCAUGAUUUGAUUCAAUCGAUGGGUCAGGAUAUUGUUAAUGAAGCAUGUCGUGAUGAUCCUGAGAAACGCAGCAGAUUAUGGCUUUUGGAAGAUGUUGAGGACAUUUUUGUUAUAAUACGGGGACAGAUGUAGUAAAGGCCAUAGUAUUGGACCGGCCCCUACCGGAAGCAAUAAUCAUCAGUCCUGAUGCUUUCACAAAUAUGAAAAAGUUGAGAAUGCUCAUUUUGCUUGGAGGACAUAUCUCUUCACAAGCUCAAGUACGUCUUCCUAAUGAGCUAAGAUGGCUUCAAUGGCCCAAUGCCCCGAAUCUAGAAUUUGGCUCUGGUCUAAAUAAACUUGAGAGACUCAACGUCCCGAAAAGUCAUAUCAAACAAUUAGGGGGCAACUCUCAGAAUUUUAGCAAGCUGAAGUCCAUCGAUUUCAGUGGAUGCGAGUCCCUGGUUAGUAUUCACGACCUAUCAUCGGCUCCAAAUAUGGAGAAAUUGAUUCUUAACUUGUGUGAGAACUUGGUGGAGGUUCACCCAUCCAUUGGAGAUCUUGUCAAGCUGGAAGUUUUGUCGCUACGUUCGUGCUCUAAUCUUAGAAAUUUUCCUAACACGCUGAAGACUAUAUCUCUUCAUACCCUUACGCUCUAUGGUUGCUCUAAACUUGAGAAGUUCCCAGAUAUAGACGGAAAGAUGGAACAUCUAAAAGCACUUGAUCUACGUGGGACAGCUAUUGAAGAACUCCCUGCAUCAAUUGAAAAUCUUGUCUCUGUGGAGUCGAUGACUUUAGCAUUUUGCAAAAACCUCAUGAGGCUUCCGUCGCACAUUUAUAAGUUGAAAAAUCUCGAGACCUUUGAUCUUGGGGGCUGCUCGAAUUUAAUUACGUUUCCAAAAAACAUGGAGGAUUCAACUAACCCUGAUGGCUGUCUGGGAUUCCGAAGACUACGCUACCUACGCCUUUAUGGCUGCAAUCUAUCAGAAGUAGAGUUCCUUGAGAGUUUUUCCAGUUUUUCCGCAUUGGAGUUUCUACACCUUGAAUAUAACAAGUUUGCUCA
Messenger RNA from Eucalyptus grandis, 2855 nucleotides. RefSeq names its product disease resistance protein RUN1-like. The coding region runs from base 374 to 1948 and encodes 524 amino acids. Gene Ontology annotation, biological process: signal transduction; defense response. Gene Ontology annotation, molecular function: ATP hydrolysis activity; ADP binding. The transcript has 4 exons. The record is from RefSeq and is a predicted model, not a curated record. Lineage: Eukaryota; Viridiplantae; Streptophyta; Magnoliopsida; Myrtales; Myrtaceae.